GGGCCGGGAGGGAGUGGGACAGACUCUGGGAGUGCAGCGGGGAGGAGUCCUGGCUGGGCUGAGCGGGGAGCUGCUUGGCAGUGCCAGAGCCCAGGCCCCAGAGCCUUGCUGGAGAGGAGGUGGACUGGAGAGGCAGGAUUCCUCACUUAGGGAACAAAGUCUGGGAUGGUUAAGGGUGGGGCUCUCUGAACUCUCUCCCCACUCCCAAGGCCAGCUGGGAGUAGGCUUGCCACAGUUCUUGCUGAGGCCCCACGAGGAGUGAGGCAGUAAGAUGGCGGACAGCUACACGGAGCUGGAGAAGGCGGUCGUCGUGCUGGUGGAAAACUUCUACAAAUACGUGUCCAAGCACAGCCUGGUCAAGAACAAGAUCAGCAAGAGCAGCUUCCGGAAGAUGCUUCAGAAAGAGCUCAAUCAUAUGCUGACAGACACAGGAAACCGAAAGGCUGCUGACAAGCUCAUCCAGAACCUGGACGCCAACCACGACGGGCGCAUCAGCUUUGACGAGUACUGGACCUUGAUAGGUGGUAUCACUAGUCCCAUUGCCAACCUUAUCCGCCAGCAGGAGCAACAGAGCAGCAGCUAGAGGACCCCUCCCUCUGUCCCUUCAUGGCACUGCCCCAAUACCCAGCCCCUGAUGUUCUUUCCAGGCUCCCCCCUCAGCCUCCCGCCCACCCAGGCCUCUGUCCUCACUUCUCCUGGCAGACCUUCUCCUGACCCUUGCUGAACAGGGAAGGGGGGAUGUCGGGGCCCCUUUGUGAGUGUCUCAGUCUGGGGGUACCUCCUUAAGGGUCUCAGUCCUUGGAGCCAGCAGGCCCCGGGGGGCCCCUCUGUGAGAUCUCAAUGCUGUUUGGGGAUCCCUGAGAGUUUUCUCACCUAUUCAGUCCAUCUAUCCUUCUAAUGUCUGAUGUUCCUGCCUGCUUCUGGGUCUCUGCUGACCUCUGGAGGUCAGCUUGCUGAUUGAGGUCUCCGCUGCUCCUGGCAGCAGCAGAGACCUCUCCCCUUUCCCUUAGCCCCUCUGUUGGGUAGAGAACACUUCCAGGAUCUCCUCUCCAGCUACCUCUAGGUCUGGGAACAGCUAAGCAGGGUUGAGCCCCUCCCUCCUGCUUAGCCACUGAAACAAUGGCUAUAAAGGCUGGAUUUGGAGUCUGUAUCCCUCUCACUGGGUCCUUUUGUGAUGCUCAUUAAAACCUUUCCACUCCUUGGAA
Molecule: messenger RNA, 1205 nt
Organism: Equus quagga
Lineage: Eukaryota; Metazoa; Chordata; Mammalia; Perissodactyla; Equidae
Gene: S100A16
Product: S100 calcium binding protein A16
Exons: 4
Coding region: 272-583 (103 amino acids)
Cellular component (GO): perinuclear region of cytoplasm; nucleus
Molecular function (GO): calcium ion binding
Source: RefSeq, a predicted model, not a curated record